UAUGAAGAUGUCUUCAUUAGUAGCCUAUGAUGACUCAGACUCAGAGGAUGAUUCAUUCGAUCAAAAGAAGAUGAGUGCAGCAGUUAAUGCCCAAGCUGUAUUUUAUGGACAAAACCAAGAAACAAUAGAAUGUAUUAACACCAAAGUAUUGCCCAGCCCUGCCAGUUUAACCCCUGAUCACGGAUUUUUGGGAUAUCAUGGUGACAUUCCUGAAAGAAGAAGCUCUUCAUGGCAUUUCUCCUCUCAGCCACAGAGUCAUGCAGUCUUGGAGAAAAAUAAACGUAUUUGGGACAAUGCAGCACUUACAAGUUCAUCUGCAACUGAGGGGAAGUUUGCAUCCCUGCAGGCUGCUCCUUGCAUUUCAAAAACCCCCAGUGAUGUUUCAAAGCCAGCAAAAAGACAACCAGCUAUCCAGUCUGUUGUCAGACCAUACAUUCCCAAGAGACAGAGACUCGCCACCUCAGUAGACACAAUGGGAAUGGAGCAGCCAUCAGAGAAAGUCAUAGGGAGUCACGACUUGGAAAGUCAGAUUGUUUUGAAUGUGUCAUCAAGAGUGAAGCCAUAUCUUUCUGAAAAGCCGAGAGCAGCAGGGAUACCCAGGAAGCUCCUAAUGAGUCUCGGCGGGCACCAGGGCCCAGUCAACACCGUGCAGUGGUGUCCUGCGCCUCAUCUCAGUCACCUGCUGCUGUCUGCCUCCAUGGACAAGACUUUCAAGGUGUGGGAUGGAGCAGAGAGCGGUCGCUGCCUCAGGGUGUACACCUGCCACUCGGGAGCUAUUCGCGAUGCCUGCUGGACCCCCUGCGGUCGACAACUCCUCACCGGCUCAUUUGACAAUACAGCUGUGAUCACUAACGUGGAGACGGGACAGCAGGCAGUCAAAGUGGACAACCAGUUCAGGGUGAUGUGCGUGGCCCUGCUCCCUGGCAGCCCUGAGGUUUUCCUGUGUGGAGGUUACAGUUCAGUGGUCAAAGCCUGGGACUCUCGGAGCAGCAAGGUGGUGAAAGUGUACAAAGCGGGAAUCCAGCAGACCUUGGACAUUCUGUUUCUUAAAGGAGGGGAGGAAUUCAUCACAAGCUCCGACUCCGUGAGCAGAGACUCUGCAGACCGCACUCUCAUUGCCUGGGACUUCCAGACGACAGCCAAGGUCUCCAACCAGAUCUACCAUGAGCGUUACACGUGCCCCAGCCUGGCUCUGCACCCGCUGGAGGAGUCCUUUGUUGUCCAGAGCAAUGGAAACUAUCUGGCACUGUUUUCCUCCCAAAGGCCCUACAGAAUGAACAAGAGGCGGCGAUUCGAAGGGCAUAAGGUGGAGGGAUAUGCUGUUCAGUGUGACUUUUCAGUGGAUGGAUCUAUCUUGGCCUCGGGGAGCUCCACCGGCCACGCUCACUUCUACGACUACCACAACGCUCGUACACUGCACACUCUGCAAGCCCACAGCCAGCCCUGCGUGUCUGUUGCUCAGCAUCCCGUCCUGCCUGCCACUGCAGCCACCUGCGACUGGGCUGGGGAGAUCAAGAUAUGGCACUGACAUCCCAGUAAGGAGAACUGGAUACGCAAUCCCCUCUAAAGAUAUGACAUUG
This is a messenger RNA of Cololabis saira (Pacific saury), 1580 nucleotides long. RefSeq names its product WD repeat domain 25 (gene wdr25). Gene Ontology annotation, molecular function: protein binding. The record is from RefSeq and is a predicted model, not a curated record. NCBI's taxonomy places the organism in Eukaryota, Metazoa, Chordata, Actinopteri, Beloniformes, Belonidae. The coding region runs from base 2 to 1528 and encodes 508 amino acids. The transcript is spliced from 6 exons.